Xiphias gladius (swordfish) is the source of this 2872-nucleotide messenger RNA. RefSeq names its product ankyrin repeat domain-containing protein SOWAHA-like. The coding region runs from base 106 to 1548 and encodes 480 amino acids. Gene Ontology annotation, molecular function: protein binding. NCBI's taxonomy places the organism in Eukaryota, Metazoa, Chordata, Actinopteri, Istiophoriformes, Xiphiidae. The transcript has a single exon. The record is from RefSeq and is a predicted model, not a curated record.
AAGUGAGCGACAAGGUGAGGGCUACUGCACUGACACCAGGACAAAGGUGUAACGGUAGGAGAACGGGUUUUAACUUUAAUCCGCGUAAAGCCCAUAGUUUUCAUAAUGUCUCUUACGCAAGAAUCCGUCCUGUCUCUGCUGAUAGCGAGGGGGGGCAGAGUGAAGAAGUCCGACUUAGUGGGUAAGUUUAAAGGUUCAAUAGACUGCGCCGAUCCCGCAGAGAGAGAGCGGAACAGGGAGCUUUUCAAGACCUUUGUCAACAACGUCGCCUUCGUCAGAGAAAUCGACGGUGUCCGGUACGUUGUCAUCAGGAAAACGUAUCAGCAUUUGUUGGAGAGUGUCCGCACCGCGGAGGGCCGUGUGGAAAAGACUGAAAAUGAAGAGACCCCGCAGACAGGUGAGCAGCAGCGCCCACCUGCGCGGACUGAGAGGACGGAGAGCUCUGCGGCCGAAGGAGGGGAGAGAGCGGCUGCUGCUGAACCUGACCAAGAACAGGCAAGCGAAAGUAGUGACAAUCCCACGGAACUGCUGUCUGCUAUACAGCUGGCACUGCAGAGGAGCAAAUAUACAGAUAAUAGAGUUAAAAGGAUGCUGAAUUUUGAGAUCCAGAAGCAGGAAACAAAUGUAGACAGCUGCUCGAGAAGGGGUGCGGUGAAUGGGCCCACCACCAUCCAGAGCAAACCCUACGCCUUGCCUCUGAGAAUGCCACCCAGCGCCACCAGGGUGGAGAUCCACAAACUGAUGGUGGAGCCAGAUGAUCCUCCUGAAGGUCCGAAAAUGGAUGCCUCCAGGAACAAGAGAAGAUCCCUGUCAGUCAGCAGCAUCAGCUCCCCCCAGCCACGGGGGGCGGUGAAGAGCACCAAUGCGUCGGAGGAGCACAAAGACACAAGGAUUCCCUCCAUGGUUCCCCUUGAGCAGUCAGAGCAUGAAUGGCUUGUCAAGUGUGCCACCGGCCACUGGAGCCAGGUUUACGGCCUGCUGCUGAGAGACAGCCAGCUGGCCGAGAAGAGGGACUUCAUGUCAGGGUUCACCGCUCUGCACUGGGCAGCCAAGUGUGGAAACAGUGAAAUGCUUGUGAAGAUUAUUGACCUAUCGAGGAAAGGAGGAGUUGAUGUUGACAUUAACGCAAAAACACACGGCGGAUACACUCCUUUGCACAUUGCCGCCUUGCACGACCAGGAGUACAUCAUGGCCAUGCUGGUGGGGGAGUACCAGGCUGAUGUAAGUAUCAGGGACAAUUGCGGGAAGAAGGCCUACCACUAUCUGCACAAAGGAAUUUCUGGGACUGUGAGAGAGAUGCUGGUUGGACCCAAAGCCAGGCAGGCUCGGGACAGGGCCCUGUCUGAGAAGGAAGAGCUGGACCUGUUCCCAGAUCUCUCCAAGGGCCUGCAUUCAAUAAGCCGUCUCUUCCAGCCAAACAUGACAGGCCAAAGGAAGAAGCACAAGCAGAGGCCAGGAUUUUACUCCCUGAGCGAAGACCCUAGUGAGGAAAGAGAGGACAGCAGCAGCGAAUUCAGACAAAGAGUUGUGUCAGAUGCCUUAAUGUAAAGGAAAAACUCUUCCUAGCCUUGUCAUGAGGGAAUAGUGUGAAAACUGAACAGGAACCUUCAAAGAAUUUGACUGACAUCCUUCUGAUUUUUGGGCCUUUUUUUAACAAUGACAAAAACAGAAAAAUAAUCAAUGAUUCCUUUCUUGUGUUUAUGUCUUAUUUAAAUUUUCUGACAUUAAUUCCCAUCAGAUAUGAGAGGCACACUUUGGUUGUGCGGUGCGAGUGAUAAUCAAGUUAUUCUUUAAGAUAAAAGCAACAUCUGCAAAAACAGAUGUCUCCCUCAAAAUGGAAAUCAAAUCCUCAAGACUUGAACGGCUGAUGCCAUCGGGUGAAAACUUCUGGAGAUGUUUCGUUGACUCUGAAUAAGUCGAGUUAUAGUUUUUAUGUUAUCAGUAUGAGUUGUAUCGUGAGAUUGUGUUUCCAGGUGUGAAUCAAACAUGAUUCAUAGAACAUUACCGUGGGUCCUGUGAGUCAUGUUGUUAAUCAUCACCUAUGGCCUGUUGAAGGCGGUAUCUUUCCCGUCUGUUUUUCUCUUCAGAACACUGACACUGUGUUCCUUUUAUAGUGGAUUUUCCAUUUGUGUUAAUUUUCAACUGCUAUGAAUUUCCGUUUUUCUAAAUUAAGUUUUUUUUUUUUUUUUUACUGUAGCAUUCAGUUCACGAAGCACUUAAACCAGUAGGUAGCAGCACAAGUUGGGCUGUUUAUUUCAUUUAUAUCACAGAGCUUCCUUUGCCAGUUUGGAAGUGCAAUAUAUUCCCAUUAAUUGGGAUUUUAAAUGGACUACAGACUUUUCACAAAUCCAUUCAUAAUAAAUUAAUUUUUAAAUGUAUAUUCUCUUCAAUGUAUCCUCUCUCAAUCUGUUUUUGAUUUAAAAAAAAGAAUCAGUAACAACAAUGUCAUUUACGACCAAGACAUUUUCAUACUGAUUGAACAGACAGAUCAAGACUUGACUUGUUCUCCUCUGCGUUUUCAUCUCUGAGUAAGAACUGAACCGAGAGCGGUGAAGUGGUCAUACUCUCGACUUCCAGAGGUAGACAUGCAUAAACCAAAAAGUGAGGAUGUGUUGAUUUAUGGGUGAAUCAAACCUGUAGCAGCAACAAAAUAAAUUUAAGAAUAAGAAUAAAAAUCUGUGAAAUGUUUUUUUCCCUCAGAGGGGGAUUUAGAGGACUCGCCUCUUCAUUGCUUCACUCCCACUGAAAUGCCCUGGGAGAGAAAAAACACUGGAUUUCAUUGAGUUACAAUCAAUUUUACUACAAAAGGCAGAGGGUGUAUUAAUCAUAAAGGUGUGUGCAGGUGCUUCAUAAAUCAUUACACUCCCUGUAC